GAGCAGUGCGAGGAAGGGCGGGCAGAAAGGGCUCUUGUGGUUGACUACGGGUUAGGAGAGCGUUGAACCGGGAGGGACCCUAGGAGGGACCUCGUGGAAAGAUUCAGAGACUGCGUCCUCUCCCUGGAGCCCUCUUCCCCCACACGCGGCGGGUAUAUUUUGCUGCAGUUGCCCCAGGACCUGUUCCCAAGACUCUGCCCGUCCCUCCUGUCCCUCCCGGUGUUGUAGCGUGAUGGUCAUGGGAACCCUCACCCCACUUGAAACUGCUCCCAGCUCCUGUUGACUUCCAGCUUUCCGGUUGAGGCUGCGCCUUUAGAUGACACGACCCUACUCACCCUUGUUUCCAGCGGUUGCUCGGCCCUGCAGGUGCCUCUCACUGUAACCCAUCACCAAGGGGGCUUCUGCAGCCCACAGAAUUCUUCCAGUCCCUAUGUGGGGACGAAGAAAGGAAAGUUCAGAUUGAGAUGGCCCAUGGCACCACCACGCUCGCCUUCAAGUUCCAGCAUGGAGUGAUUGCAGCAGUGGAUUCUCGGGCCUCAGCUGGGUCCUACAUUGCUACCUUACGGGUGAACAAGGUGAUUGAGAUUAACCCUUACCUGCUUGGCACCAUGUCUGGUUGUGCAGCAGACUGUCAGUACUGGGAGCGCCUGCUGGCCAAGGAAUGCAGGCUGUACUAUCUGCGGAAUGGAGAACGCAUUUCAGUGUCCGCAGCCUCCAAGCUGCUGUCCAACAUGAUGUGCCAGUACCGGGGCAUGGGCCUCUCUAUGGGCAGUAUGAUCUGUGGCUGGGAUAAGAAGGGUCCUGGACUCUACUAUGUGGAUGAAAAUGGGACUCGGCUCUCAGGAAAUAUGUUCUCCACUGGUAGUGGGAACACUUAUGCCUACGGGGUCAUGGACAGUGGCUAUCGGCCUAAUCUUAGCCCUGAAGAGGCCUAUGACCUUGCCCGCAGGGCUAUUGCUCAUGCCACUCACAGAGACAGCUAUUCGGGAGGCGUUGUUAAUAUGUACCACAUGAAGGAAGAUGGUUGGGUGAAAGUAGAAAGUACAGACGUCAGUGACCUGCUGCACCGGUACCGGGAAGCCAAUCAGUAAUAGUGGUGGUGGCAUCUGGGCAGGCCUCCUCCGGGAGGGCUUGGCCGAUCAGAGACCUGAGCCAUGUUAAGCCCCUGGAGAAGAUGAGGCCCAGCUUGAGCCAAAGAGAAAGUACCUGCUCAGCAGCCGGAGGAGGCUGGUGUAGUGCAUCUUCGGUGUGUUCUCUAUUUGAACGAGCGUUUCCCCAGGGGAAAUUUCUUGGUGCCCAACUAAGUAGAAUAAAGAGAAACGGUUAUAAAU
Callithrix jacchus (white-tufted-ear marmoset) is the source of this 1331-nucleotide messenger RNA. NCBI's taxonomy places the organism in Eukaryota, Metazoa, Chordata, Mammalia, Primates, Cebidae. The record is from RefSeq and is a predicted model, not a curated record.